UCUGCAAACCAAAUUUGUGUUCUCUCUCAAACUUCAUAUUCUUCCUCCUUUCUUCCUCCUUCCUUAUCCUUCUUUUUUCUUCUUUCUUCUUCUUAUUCUUUCUUUCUCUCUCUUCUCCCUUCUUCUUCUUCUCUCAAACCCAGAUCUGGCAUUUCAGCAACCUCACUCACCUCGUCCAUCUUGGACGCGCUCGUGGCACUGCUACGCCUCCGUGAGGAAGCCAGUUGUAUCUAUGGAAACACUGACUGGAUUUGCGAUCACCUCAGGAACACGAAGAAGACCGUCAGGUUCCAUGGAGGGAAGCUGUGGUUGGCGCCACUGGUGCUCGUAGGAUGCGUAGGAGACCAGCCGCUGCAGCUAGCACAUCAUCAGCUGCAGCUGCAAGCACUGCAUGUGCUGUACCUUUAGAAAACAAUGUUUGUUUUUCAGUCUAAUUUAAACCUUCCUUGGUUGUUUUCUAUGUGCUUGAAUUUAAGGUAUAUGUGGGGAUCUAUGUUAAUGAAAUAUAUCAUUGAAAUAACUUGCAGAGGAAACUCUCAGUCUUUAAUAUCAAACAUUUUCAUAGACUUGUAGUGGUCUGACUACAUGAGC
Molecule: messenger RNA, 591 nt
Organism: Rubroshorea leprosula
Lineage: Eukaryota; Viridiplantae; Streptophyta; Magnoliopsida; Malvales; Dipterocarpaceae
Source: the annotation of a GenBank genome assembly